AUGUCUUCAAUUACCGCACCCGGUGUCCCUCCGGUGGCCCUGGAUACCAUCACCCAGCACAUUGGCAACACCCCUCUGGUGCGCUUGAACCGCCUUCCGCAGAGCUUGGGGAUCGAGGCCAAGGUGUAUGCGAAGUUGGAAUAUUUCAAUGCCGGCGGUAGCGUUAAGGAUCGCAUUGCCCUGCGCAUGAUUGAGGAGGCAGAGCGGUCUGGGCGCAUCAAGCCCGGGGAUACCCUGAUCGAACCUACCAGUGGAAACACUGGUAUUGGUUUGGCUCUUGUUGCGGCCGUGAAAGGAUACAAGACGAUCAUCACUCUGCCGGAGAAGAUGUCUGCGGAGAAAGUCUCUGUACUACGGGCCUUGAACGCAACUAUCAUCCGUACCCCCAACGAAGCCGCAUACGACUCCCCCGAAUCCCACAUUGGCGUUGCUAAGCGUCUGGAGAAGGAGCUGCCGAACGCCCACAUUCUGGACCAGUAUGGGAACGUGAACAACCCCCUCGCCCACGAACUCGGCACGGCGGAAGAGAUCUGGACCCAAACCGAUGGGCAGAUCAAGGCCAUUAUUGCCGGCGCGGGAACCGGCGGCACUAUCACCGGUCUGGCGCGCGGCCUGAAGAAGCACAACCCGAAUGUUCAAGUCAUCGCGGCUGAUCCUCACGGUUCGAUUCUGGCUCUGCCGCCCACGUUGAACCAGGAGCAUGUCAACGACCCCUACAAGGUGGAAGGCAUUGGAUACGAUUUCAUUCCCGAAGUCCUUGACCAGAGUGCCGUCGAUAAGUGGUAUAAGACUGCCGACAAAGAAUCAUUCCAGUACUCUCGGCGUUUGAUCGCCGAGGAGGGUCUUCUUGUUGGCGGGAGCAGUGGAAGCGCGAUCUCGGCUUUGGUGCAAGCUGCGAAUGACUACAAGUUUACCAAAGAUGACGUUGUGGUGGUUGUCAUGCCCGAUAGCAUCCGUAGCUAUCUCACAAAGUUUGCCGACGACGACUGGCUUGCCGCAAAUGGCCUCCUCACCCCUCCCUCGGAGGAAGCUACCCCUCUUUCCCCGGCACUCCGGGCUCAAGACAAAAAAGAUCCUUUCGCUGGCUCGAAGGUCCGAUCCUUGCGGUUGAAGCCGAUCACCACCGUCCGCCCCGAUACGCCCUGCGAAACAGCGAUCGAAAUGAUGAGAGAUCGCGGAUUCGACCAACUACCCGUGCUCGCGCCGUCCGGAAAGAGACUCGCCGGCCUCGUCACCUUGGGUAAUGUCCUCAGUCGAGUCACCCACGGACGCGUAUCCGGAAAGAGCCCCGUCUCCGAUGCCAUGUUCAACUUCAACAAGAUUUCCGAGGUUGUUACGGACCCCAGAGACAUGGGACUGGCCAGUCCCAAGGCCAACGGCGACGGAAACGCAGCACCCAAAAUCAAGAAUCGGAAAUUCGUCGAGAUCACGAUGGAUACCCCGCUGAGCGCCUUGAACCGGUUCUUUGAGUGGAACAGUGCCGCUGUUAUCACUGAGAAGGACGAGCAGGGCAUCAUGAGACCGGUGGCUGUUGCCACCAAGGUUGAUCUGCUUACUUGGAUGCUCCACAACCAGAGCUCUAACUGA
Aspergillus candidus is the source of this 1587-nucleotide messenger RNA. Its product is annotated as cystathionine beta-synthase CYS4. The transcript has 4 exons. Lineage: Eukaryota; Fungi; Ascomycota; Eurotiomycetes; Eurotiales; Aspergillaceae. The coding region runs from base 1 to 1587 and encodes 528 amino acids. Gene Ontology annotation, molecular function: cystathionine beta-synthase activity; cysteine synthase activity. Gene Ontology annotation, cellular component: cytoplasm. The record is from RefSeq and is a predicted model, not a curated record.